AUGGACCGACAUCUCGCUCAACUCGCGUCUAGCACUGGCCGCCGUCGGUCACUUUCUGACCCUCUCGCGGUGGCACUCCAGCCCCCACCGAACGAGUCUCCCGAACAACGCCAGAUCAGGGUGCAGGCAGAAGAGGAUGCAAAGAGACGCAGCGACCGCAUUGACCGCAUGCUCAAGGAUUCACAAAAAGAACAGCAGAGGAAGAAGAUCGUCAAGAUUCUCCUGCUCGGACAAAGUGAAAGCGGGAAGAGCACCACUCUCAAGCGUGAGUCAUUUGACGUCGACGACCUCGAGUCGACUGAAACGCCAUUCAUCAUUAUCAGCGGACGGCCCUCCUCAGCUGUCGCAGGCUCGGUUCCCGGCUACGAUAGCUAUCGCAAACGGCUAGCUCCUCUCCUCGAUGUGGAGCAACGCCUCAUACAGCUUCUCUCGGACCCCGAGGACAACGACGCACGAGAAGCCACUCACCUCCCUCGAGGUCAGUCGUCCCAGGGAUCCUCCUACGCGUCCGCCGGAUUUUCCCCAUCCUCACCGCCGACCUCGCCGCCCCUCAGUGCCAGCCUCAGUGCCAGCCUGCCCUCGCGCCCCGCCCCACGCAUCACCAUCCCGCAGGGAUCACACUCCUCACAGCCGUCACCCGUUGCCCUCUCUCCUGGGCACGAGGUCGCCAUCCCCCCUCGGUCGAACUGGAAGAAGGCCCUAGGCGUCGUCAGCAGGAACCAGUCGCCGAAGAGCGCACACACGGGCGAGAUUCACGGUUGGUGGGAGGACCCGCACGACCCUGUGCACGUCAUGAACCGCUGUGCGCCGACGAUGACGGAGCUUUGGCGAGACCCGAAGGUGCGGCAGCGCCUCGCGGAAAGGCGGCUUAGGCUGGAGGAAAGCAGUGGCUUCUACUUGAAUGAGAUUGACCGUGUGACGGCCAAGAUGUUCUUCCCGACAGAUGCGGACGUCCUAAAGGCAAGACUGAAGACCACCGGCGUGAUCGAGCAUUCCUUCACCCUCCCCAAGAACAGUGAGUUCCGGGGUGGCGUUGAGUGGAAGAUCUAUGAUGUGGGAGGCGCGCGGCCGCAAAGGCAGGCGUGGGCUCCGUAUUUCGAUGACGUGAAUGCGAUAAUUUUUCUGGCUCCUAUCAGUUCGUUUGACCAAGUGCUGGCUGAGGAUACCAGGGUGAAUCGCCUAGAUGAUUCCCUUCAGCUAUGGCAGACGGUCGUCUCCAACCCCCUCCUUAAGAAAGUCAACAUCAUUCUUUUCCUCAAUAAAUGCGACCUGCUGAAGCGGAAGCUAGAGAGCGGCGUGCGAUUAAAGCAUUACAUGACUUCCUAUAGGGACCGGCCCAACGACUAUGACACGGUCUCAAAUUAUUUCAGACUCAAAUUUGGGGCGAUGCACCAUUCAUACACACCAAAUAAAGCGAGGGAGUGUUUUAUCCACUUUACAUCAGUGACAGAUACCAGGAACACCCAGACGAUCAUUAGCAACGUGCGAGAUAUCAUACUCACAGGGAAUUUGAGGUCGUCGUCUUUGAUGUGA
Fomitopsis serialis is the source of this 1533-nucleotide messenger RNA. Its product is annotated as G-protein alpha subunit. Gene Ontology annotation, cellular component: heterotrimeric G-protein complex. Gene Ontology annotation, molecular function: G-protein beta/gamma-subunit complex binding; GTPase activity; G protein-coupled receptor binding. NCBI's taxonomy places the organism in Eukaryota, Fungi, Basidiomycota, Agaricomycetes, Polyporales, Fomitopsidaceae. Gene Ontology annotation, biological process: adenylate cyclase-modulating G protein-coupled receptor signaling pathway. The transcript has 10 exons. The record is from RefSeq and is a predicted model, not a curated record. Bases 1 to 1533 code for a protein of 510 amino acids.